This is a messenger RNA of Cyclospora cayetanensis, 1737 nucleotides long. RefSeq lists its product as uncharacterized. Gene Ontology annotation, molecular function: histone binding. NCBI's taxonomy places the organism in Eukaryota, Apicomplexa, Conoidasida, Eucoccidiorida, Eimeriidae. The coding region runs from base 1 to 1737 and encodes 578 amino acids. The transcript is spliced from 5 exons. Gene Ontology annotation, cellular component: condensed chromosome, centromeric region. Gene Ontology annotation, biological process: meiotic chromosome condensation; mitotic chromosome condensation. The record is from RefSeq and is a predicted model, not a curated record.
AUGGAGCUGAAGCAGCUGCGACAUCUCAAGGCUGACGGUACCCUUCCCGAGCAGCAGCAGCAGGCGGCAGCCGAAGGCAUUGCCGCUGAGGGAGACAGCGACAGUGCAGCAAGAGACACCAAGGCUAGGCAUUCAAAACACGAGCAACACCAGCACGCGCAAGCACGAGCGCAGCAGCAACACCAGCAAAUACAACAACAGGUCGAGAGGAACCUAGGCAUGCAGACCAGAGAAGAGGAUGACGUAGACUUGCUGCAACACCUCAUUGAGCACGGCAUUACGCAGCACGGCCUUCUGGGGGGCCCCUACAAGCGACUGAUCCUCUUGGGUGCCUUCGAUCCGCUGAAACUCGUGCAGCGCUUAGGGCAGCAGAUUCCCGCGAACGACGAAAAAGACUCCGCAGCGGCUGCAGCUCUGCUGCAACAGGCAGCAGUCCUUUCCCUCUCCAAGUAUGCAGCUGUCUCUAAAACUUUCUGUGACGAGCUCCUAGGGCCCCAAACCACGACGCUGCAUGCCUUGAUCUCCCUGCUUUUCGCGAAGGAGGGGCGGCCUGAGCUCGGGGCCCCUAGAGAGGGGGCCCCUAGAGGGGGGCCCCCCACGCCCCUCGAAGGCCCCCGAACGCGUCUCCCCAAAGAUGUAGAACCUCCUGGACUCAAAGACGCUAUUCUGGUGUGCUUUGGCGAUCUCACAUGCAGGCACCCGAAUGCUUUGGAGCCAUACAACGACUAUGUGUUCUCGCUUCUCCGCGAGGGGGCGGUGUCUGGACAGCUGACAGCGGUGCAUGUGCUGACGCAUCUUACGAUGACAGGCAUGAUCAAGCCGAAAGGUCGACUGCUGGUGAACAUGUUGUUGCUGCAGCUGCAGUAUCCCCAGCAGCAGGAUCAGCCUCCGCGGGAUCGGAGGGUGGAAGAAGCAGCCCGCACAUUCUUCUUUGAAGUCGACAGAAAGGAUCCUCUUGCAGUCUUGACAGCGCUUCCAGAGCUCCUCACGGCAUUAGCCAUUGCAACUGCAGCACCUGACAGCAGCAGUCCUCCGCCGCAAGGAGCAGCAGCAGCAGCAGCAGCAGCAGGAAGCUCGGCGCAUGUUGCUGCAGCCGAAGGGCCUGUUGCAACGGGACGGCGGCAAGACAGAGAGAGGCUUCUUGCGUUCAUUUUAGAGUUUACAAAGGGACGAAGACAGAGUGAGGCGCUUAUCGACAAGAUCUGCAUACGGGUAUCUAGCUUAGCUUCUGCGGGAUCUCCCUCUCAGGGGCAGCCUUUGUCGCUUGAGGACGGCUCUUCCGAUUCCUUGGAUGCACUUUUUGGCACUCAGGGGGGGGGGGGGGCCCUAUGGCCUUUGGGGGCCCCCGGGCCCCGCGCUGUCACCCUGCAGGGGGCCUCCCAAGAGGCCCUCUCUUCCUGCCUUUUUGUGUACUUGGGGGCCUUAAGCGCACUGGUACUUGGGGCCCCCAACAUCACAAAAGCGCUGCAAAGACUCUGUGGCUGCUGGCAUCUGUUGAGAACCUCCGUGGGAGCCUCCGAGGCUGCAGCAACGCAGCUCCGCGACCUCUGCAAGAAGGCAGCCAUGAAGGCUGCGAACAAAAACAAAGCAGGCACCAGCGCGACAGGGAAGGCUGCGUUUUCGCUACCCGCAAGAUGGGUCAAGAAGAGCGUCUCUGCGCUGAAGAGCGUGACAGAGGAGCUUCUGCUCAAGAUCGCGGCGGCUCGCGGAUAUUCGGAUGCCGAAGGCGUAAGUUGA